Molecule: messenger RNA, 2549 nt
Organism: Pleuronectes platessa (European plaice)
Lineage: Eukaryota; Metazoa; Chordata; Actinopteri; Pleuronectiformes; Pleuronectidae
Exons: 8
Coding region: 867-2078 (403 amino acids)
Biological process (GO): cell surface receptor signaling pathway
Molecular function (GO): transmembrane signaling receptor activity
Source: RefSeq, a predicted model, not a curated record
CCUGCCAGGACCUUCAAGCCAGCCAGCACCCUGCCUCUCCAGCCAACUCCUGCCUCACAAGCAAUAAACUUUGUUCCACUACCCAUCAACUCCCACUCCGUGUCUGCAGAGGCCACAAAUAUGGCAAUCCUUCCCAUAUUUGUUGAAAUAUUUCAGACUGGAGCAAAGUAAUGUGCCACUCGCAGGACAAUAAUUAAACUGACUGUGGUUUGUGGUUCUCAUCGUUUCAUUUAACGAAACUUUAAUUGACUGUAUCUGAUUGGACUAUACUGAAUAAAAUGAAUUAUCGCCAAAGAGGAGAAAAGAAGCAUCAACAGCAUGUGCUGGAAAGAAGAGCAGGAUAUAAAUAGAGCAGAACAGGGGAUAAUAAAAUACAACAAGCACUAAAACAAGUAGAUGGAUUUAGCAUGAGCAGGACGCAUGAAGCAGACAGAAGUCAAAGCAAAGAAAAAGGGGAAAGUGAAUAAGUACUUUCGCAAUAGUAGAACAUUUUUGUGAGGUCACAAGUGAUUUAGUUUUUUAUGGGGAAGGAGUAGAACUCAUUACAGUCUGGUUUGAAAUCUGCCUAUUACUCUAUUCUGUGGUCUGAUUGCUCCGCCUAUUAACUGCUGGACAGAGGAAGGAAAAGCCUCCACCAAGAUGACCAUCUCUGUCUGUAAUUUACUAUGUUUGUCAGAUAAAACUCCUCCUCAGGGCUAUUACUCUCCGUUUCAUAGUUUCCAUGUAAAACCUGCUCUGGACUUCUGAAAUAGAGGCUACAUCCCUUUCAGUGCUGGACAUCUCCAAAUCAACUAUUGUCACAUUCUCUUUAAAAGAAAAAGAAGAGGAGUGGCACAUUUAACCUUGGAUUUUAAAGUUUCAUCAGAAUGAACAUCAUCUUUUUGUCUUCACUGCUGGGUGUAGUUCCCCAUGUUGCUGCAUUUAAAGGAUCUCUGGAGGCCAGUGUCUCUGUGAAGCCUCCAGGGCCAAACAUCUACCUGGGUGAGAGUGUGCUCCUGCAGUGCACAGUGGAGUCCCUCGCUGCUUUCGUGAAGAGCUACCGGUGGUUCAGGUCCAAACCACACAGGGCUGCCACCCCCAGGCACCUGGUCUCUGGUGACAGCUACUUCAUCACAGCGGUAACACAGGAGUACGCCGACAGGUACUGGUGCCAAGCCGAGUGUCGGGAGAACCGGACUGAGUUUGAGCUAAAGGCCCGGCUGGUCUCGCUCGGAGUGUCAGAGUUGCCCCCUCCCUCGCUCUCUCUGACUCCUGACACCAGACAGAUGUUCAGUGGGGAGUGUUUCACUCUGCAGUGCCUCACAUCUCAGACUAACUCCUCAGGGUGGAAGCUGGUGCAUUUCUCUCCUGACCUAAAAGCAGGGACCUCAAACCUCACCGUUCACUAUUCACCACCAGGAGGUAGCAUGAGCCCUUACAAGUCUGAAGCAUUUGUGCUCACUGCUGCCAGUGGGACCAGUGGAGUGUACUGGUGUGAGGGCGCCAGGGGCCCCAGCAACGCAGUCAACAUUACAGUAAGCUAUGGCGACAUCAUUCUGAAGACCCAAGCCUCCCCUGUGUUUACGGGUGACGAUGUCACCUUGUGUUGUCAGUAUCAGAGCGGCGAACACAAACAAACCAGCUUCUUUAAAAACGGAGCAUUGAUUGACUCUAACAGUUCGUCCGGUUCAGACCGAGUCAUAAAGAUGACUCUUAAGAAUGUGACACGGGAAGAUGAAGGCUUCUACAGGUGUGCGUCCCACGACAGACAGCUGCAGAGUCCAGAGAGCUGGUUAUCAGUGAGACCGGACAGAGGAAACUUCACAUCAGAGGAGACUCCAGCCUCCACUGGGUCCUGGAAAUGGAUCAUUGCUUCAUGUGGGAUUCUACUUCUGAUCGUCAUUCCUUUGACUGUUUGGCUCGUUUGUCACUACAGGUACCAGAAGUUCUGCACUUGGAGCUGCUGGCCAGUUUCCAAACAGGAAGUUCCAGCAGGGGUGCUUCCUGCGACCAAGCUGGAUGUGACGGAGGUGCAGUGGGACCUGUCCUGGAUGGAGAUGUCCAACCUGUUGGAAAAGGAUUCUUAUUGUGGCACUUAAAGGGAAACUCUCUUCUGAAGCCCAGAGAAAGUAUUAACUACAGGGUCAAACCUAUGAGAAAGCUCAGUCAGUGCUGCAAUUUGUAGUAUUUGAUGGUCACAUGUCAAAAUAGUGCUGCCUGAUAAAUUUUUUAAUUGAAUUAAAUGAGAUGUUUAGUAUUUAUAAGUAUGACUACAUUUGCUGAUGGUGCAGUUUGGAUAGCUUCCAAUACAAAUGUUAUCGUUUCAUCUGUCACAUUUGUCAAUGUCAAUACUUUUGCAUAUUUAAACGUCCCUCCUUUGAGUACAUUUUGAAACUAAGAAUCGUAUUAGUUAUAUCUUAUUAUCUAAUCAUUAAUAUAAUUGACUGUUCUAAAUCAUUUUACAUGUAUCAUUUCUCCUGUGUUUGUUCGAGGUUCCAUGUUGUUUGCUCCCUUUGAAUCAUUAUUUGCUAUUUCUUGUCGUCUGAAGUUAUAAAAGUCAUAGAAAUCGU